GUUCCCCGAAAUGUGAUUUCUUUCUUUUAAAAGAUAGGCCUCUUUGUCACUUGACGAUUACAGGGUAGGAUACACAGCACUAGAGGACGCAGAAAAAUGGGUCGAUUCAAGUGGACAGUUAUAGUAGGCCUUUUGUUAACACUCAGUUUCAUAAAUCAGAUUUCUUGUGAAGAAGAAAGUAGAGAGACGCCAGAAGAAAACAAAGAAGAUCUUCCUAAAGUUGAGGAAGAUGCAGGAAAAAGCAGAGAUGGAUCAAAAACAGACGAUGAAGUUGUUGAACGUGAAGAGGAGGCAAUCAAGUUAGAUGGACUUAGUGUUGCUCAAAUGAAAGAACUGAGGGAAAAAUCUGAAAAGCAUGAAUUUCAAGCAGAAGUCAAUAGGAUGAUGAAACUUAUCAUCAACUCUUUAUACAAAAACAAAGAAAUAUUCUUGAGGGAACUUAUUUCAAAUUCUUCAGAUGCUUUAGACAAGAUAAGAUUGUUGUCCCUCACAGACAAAGCAGCCCUUGGAGCUACGGAAGAACUCUCCAUUAGAAUUAAAGCAGACAAAGAUAAUAACGUGCUGCAUAUAACAGAUACUGGAAUUGGUAUGUCAAAAGAUGAUCUGAUUAAUCAACUUGGAACUAUUGCUAAAUCUGGUACAAGUGAAUUUUUGCAAAAAAUGCAGGAUGCUGCUACAGAGGGUGCUCAAGCUUCAGAUUUGAUUGGCCAAUUUGGUGUAGGUUUCUACUCUGCUUUCUUGGUUGCUGAUAGAGUUGUUGUUACAUCAAAGAAGAAUGGUUCCAAUCAAUACAUUUGGGAAUCAGAUGCUUCAUCUUUCUCUGUCAUUGAAGAUCCACGUGGUGACACUUUGAAAAGAGGGACACAAAUCACGUUGCACCUCAAGGAAGAAGCCAGAGACUUUUUGGAACAAAACACUGUUAAGGAUUUGAUUAGAAAAUAUUCACAAUUUAUCAACUUCAAUAUAUUUUUGUGGACAAGCAAAACAGAAGAAGUAGAAGAGCCAAUUCCAGAAGAUGAGGCUGACAAGAAGGAUGAUGCAGCUGAUGACAAAAAGGAUGAUGAGAAGAAGGAUGAGGGAAAGAAAGAUGACGAAGAUGAUGCCAAGGUAGAAGAAGACAAAGAGGAAAAAGAAAAGAAGCCUAAGACAAAGAAGGUAGAGAAGACGAUUUGGGACUGGGAGUUGAUCAAUAUGAAUAAACCAAUCUGGUUGAGGAAAGCAAAAGAGGUUAAUGAUGCUGAAUACAAUGAAUUUUACAAGGCAAUCAGCAAGGACACUGAAGAUCCACUUGCAAAGAUACACUUUACAGCUGAGGGUGAAGUAACUUUCAGAUCCAUUCUCUUUGUACCAAAAUCUGCACCAUCUGGAUCCUUCCAAGACUAUGGAAACAGGAAAGAAAACAUCAAGAUGUAUGUGCGAAGAGUUUUCAUCACUGAUGAUUUUGAGGACAUGAUGCCCAAGUACUUGUCCUUUAUCAAAGGUGUUGUUGAUUCAGAUGACCUUCCACUUAAUGUAUCACGUGAAACUCUUCAGCAGCACAAACUUCUUAAGGUUAUCAAGAAGAAGCUCGUAAGAAAGGCUCUUGACAUGAUAAAGAAAAUCCCAGAUGCAACAUACUUGGAUACCUUCUGGAAGGAAUAUAGCACAAAUGUUAAAUUGGGAGUUAUAGAGGAUCAUUCCAACCGUACCCGUCUUGCCAAGCUGCUUAGAUUCUACUCAUCAAAUUCCAAGGACAAGUUCACAAGUUUAGCUGAUUAUGUUGGCAGAAUGAAGGAAAAACAAGAUACAAUUUAUUUCAUGGCAGGAACUUCAAGGAAUGAAGUAGAGAACUCACCAUUUGUUGAAAGGCUUUUGAAGAAGGGCUAUGAAGUCUUGUACCUUACUGAACCAAUUGAUGAAUAUUGUGUCCAGAGCCUGCCAGAGUUUGAAGGAAAGAAGUUCCAAAAUGUUGCUAAAGAAGGGCUGAAGAUGGGUGAUGAGGACGAGAAAGCCAAACAAAAGAAGGAAGCUCUAGAAAAAGAGUUUGAACCACUCCUAAAGUGGUUAAAAGAUGAACCCUUGAAAGACCAUAUUGAGAAGGCUACUCUUUCUGAUCGCUUGACCCAGUCUCCAUGUGCUUUGGUUGCUAGUUCGUAUGGUUGGUCAGGUAAUAUGGAAAGAAUCAUGAGAUCGCAAGCUUAUGCCAAAAGCAAGGAUCCUUCACACGACUUCUAUGCCACACAAAAGAAAACAUUGGAGCUAAAUCCUGGCCAUCCAUUGGUAAAAGAAUUGCUAAAGCGUGUGACAGCAGAUGAUAAAGAUAAAACUGCCGGUGACUUGGCCAGAGUUCUUUUCGAGACUGCAACUUUACGAUCUGGUUACACUGUCCAGGAUUCACUGGACUUUGCACAGCGCAUUGAACGCAUGCUUCGAUUGAGUGUCGGUGUUGACGUAGAUGCCCCAGUUGAGGUGGAAGAAGAACCUGCUGAGGAGGAAAAAACUGAGGAAGUUUCUGAUGAAGAAGAUGACGAGUCGAAGGACGAUACAAAGGAAGAUGACGCUGCAAAAGAGAGCGAAACCUCGGAGAAGAAGGAAGAAGGAACAAAGGUUGAUGACGGAUCGGAGGACACUGUCGAAGGUGAAACAAAGGAAACUCCUGCAGAAGCCAAAGAUGAAUUAUAGUCAUUUUCAAAAUUUAAGCGAAUGUUAACGGAUAUAGAGAUGUUUUGAAAGACUGGUUGAGGCUAAAGCAUGUCCUCUUGCUGUCCAGUAAUUAGCAACUGAUGGUUUACUGGCAACAGUGAGACGAGUAUUUCGCAAAACAGGGAACUCAUUUCAUUCGAUCAAUAUCGCUCUAUGCACGUCCGUUUGUGAAUACCUGCGUUGCGUUCUUUAUAAAUUAGAAAUGCACAAUUUCAUAUGCUUGUAUUUCACCAUCUCUUUAAAGCUUGCAAGUAGGGUUUGCAAGAUUUUUAGCCGGACGUGAUAUAAGGUUUGAAUCUGGGAGAAUUUUAGAUAUGAAUAAAUGUUCUUUCAUAGUUAAAAGAUGUUAUGAAAUAGAAAAAUGCUGUUGUGA
Messenger RNA from Rhopilema esculentum, 3055 nucleotides. RefSeq names its product endoplasmin homolog. Gene Ontology annotation, biological process: protein folding. The record is from RefSeq and is a predicted model, not a curated record. Lineage: Eukaryota; Metazoa; Cnidaria; Scyphozoa; Rhizostomeae; Rhizostomatidae. Gene Ontology annotation, molecular function: ATP-dependent protein folding chaperone; ATP hydrolysis activity; ATP binding.